Messenger RNA from Trichechus manatus latirostris (Florida manatee), 5406 nucleotides. RefSeq names its product trafficking protein particle complex subunit 11 (gene TRAPPC11). The transcript is spliced from 30 exons. Bases 462 to 3863 code for a protein of 1133 amino acids. The record is from RefSeq and is a predicted model, not a curated record. NCBI's taxonomy places the organism in Eukaryota, Metazoa, Chordata, Mammalia, Sirenia, Trichechidae.
AGUGUGUCCUGUAAAUGGAUGAUCAUCCUUUCCAAGAGUCUUAGUAUCUUCCACGCCAGCUGCUAGAUUACUUCCCUUGCAUUAAUGACCUCCCGUCUCCAGUGCUCAUUUGCUCCAUCUGCACGUCCUGCUUGGUCGUAGUUUGGGCACUUGCUCCCCAGAGUUGCUUCCAGAAGAUCAGGAAAUUCUCCUCCACAGACUGCCAUCGAGAUCCAUUCAACCUCUGCGCCUGUCCUUCGCCGGUGUUCCCCUUCCCAUUCCCGUCUCUUUGCUGCAGAAUAGGCAAGGCCACUCCCACUGUCAAAGCUUUUAAGAUAGGACGUAAGAAGAACUUCUGAUACAAUUUUACUAACUUUGGGAGAGAUUUACCAUAAUUUAAAGCUGCACUGUCCAGUACUGUAGCCAGUAACUACAUGUGGCUGUUGAGCUUUUGAAAUAAGGUUUUUUGUGAAGCCUUGAGCAUGAGCCCCACGCAGUGGGACUUCCCUGUGGAAUUAUGUUGUCGGCCUAUGGCUUUUGUUACUCUAACGGGCCUGGAUGUAGUUUAUAAUGCUGUUCAUCGAGCUGUUUGGGAUGCUUUCUGUGCCAAUCGGAGAGCUGAUCGAGUACCAAUUUCUUUCAAGGUGCUCCCAGGUGACCAUGAAUAUCCCAAAUGUAGACCCAAGAGAACUUCGUAUGAAUGGUACAUUCCUAAAGGAAUCUUAAAGACUGGCUGGAUGAAUAAACACCUGAACCUGGUACCGGCCCUUGUGGUUGUAUUCUAUGAACUGGACUGGGAUGAGCCUCAGUGGAAAGAAAAGCAGUCUGAAUGUGCUACCAGAGUGGAAAUAGUCAGGCAGAGUUUACAAGGGAGAAACACAAAAGUUGCAGUGGUUCUGAUUCAGAAGAAAACCCCUUUACCCCCAGGAGAAGAUGUCAUUGCAUCUGAAAGGGCUGCAGCUUUAUGUAAUGCUUGUGAACUCUCGGGAAAGUCUUUGUUUGUACUGCCCCACACUGACCACCUGGUGGGCUAUAUUAUAAGAUUAGAAAAUGCCUUUUAUGAACAUGCACAGACUUAUUACUACACUGAGAUCAGAAGAGUGAAAUCCCAUAAGGAAUUUUUGAAUAAAACAACACACCAGCUUUUAUUUGUUAGACAUCAGUUCAAAAUAGCUUUCUUCAGUGAGUUAAAACAAGAUACACAAAAUGCUUUGAAGAAUUAUAGGACUGCCUAUAAUCUUGUACAUGAAUUGAGAGCCCACGAAACUAAUAUUCUGGAAAUUAAGACUAUGGCAGGAUUUAUAAACUACAAGAUCUGUAGGCUGUGUUUUCAGCAUAACACCCCAUUGGAUGCAAUUGCUCAGUUCCGAAAACACAUUGACUUGUGUAAGAAAAAAAUUGGAAGUGCGGAGUUAUCUUUUGAGCAUGCUGCAUGGAUGUCCAAACAAUUCCAGGCUUUUGGAGAUUUAUUCGAUGAAGCUAUUAAAUUAGGACUGACAGCCAUUCAAACUCAGAAUCCUGGUUUCUAUUACCAGCAGGCAGCAUACUAUGCCCAGGAACGGAAACAGCUUACAAAAACUCUCUGUAACCAUGAAGCUACUGUAAUAUAUCCCAGUCCUGAUCCCUUAGAAACACAAACAGGCGUUCUUGAUUUUUAUGGACAAAGAUCGUGGCGGCAGGGAGUACUAAGUUUUGAUCUUUCUGACCCUGAAAAAGAGAAGGUGGGAGUUCUUGCCAUUCAGCUGAAGGAGAGAAGUGUUGUUCACUCUGAAAUAAUAAUAACUCUUCUGAGUAAUGCUGUUGCACAAUUUAAGAAGUAUAAGUGUCCAAGAAUGAAAAGCCAUCUGAUGGUUCAAAUGGGAGAGGAAUAUUAUUAUGCAAAGGAUUAUACCAAAGCUUUGAAGUUGCUGGAUUAUGUGAUGUGUGAUUAUCGGAGUGAAGGAUGGUGGACUCUGCUCACAUCUAUAUUGACCACAGCCCUGAAGUGUGCCUAUCUCAUGGCCCAGUUAAAGGAUUACAUUACAUAUUCUCUAGAACUCCUUGGAAGAGCGUCAACUCUGAAAGAUGAACAGAAAUCGAGAAUAGAAAAGAACCUCAUAAGUGUUUUAAUGAAUGAAAGCCCUGACCCUGAACCUGACUGUGAUAUUUCAGCUGUGAAAACUGCUCAGAAGCUGUGGGCGGACCGUGUCUCUCUAGCUGGCAGCGGUAUUUUCACAGUAGGAGUACAGCACUUUGUGCCAUUUGUACAAUGCAAAACCAAAUUUCAUGCCCCAAGUUUUCAUGUUGAUGUUCCUGUUCAGCUUGAUAUUUAUCUGAAGGCUGAUUGUCCGCAUCCCAUUCGGUUUUCCAAGCUCUGUGUCAGCUUUAAUAAUCAGGAAUACAACCAGUUCUGUGUAAUAGAAGAAGCAUCCAAAGCAAGUGAAGUUUUAGAAAAUUUGAAUCAGGAGAAAAUGUGCUUUGUUCCUGGUAAAACAAGAAAAUUUUUAUUUAAAUUUGUUGCAAAAACUGAAGAUGUGGGAAAGAAAAUUGAGAUUACUUCAGUGGAUCUAAUUCUAGGCAACGAGACAGGAAGAUGUGUAGUUUUAAAUUGGCAGGGAGGAGGAGGAGAUGCUGCUUCCUCCCAGGAAGCCUUACAGGCAUCGCGUUCGUUCAAAAGACGACCUAAGCUACCUGACAGUGAGGUUCACUGGGACAGCAUAGUCAUUCAGGCAAGCACAAUGAUCAUAACCAGAGUUCCAAACAUUUCUGUACGUCUGCGACAUGAGCCUCCUGCCCUGAUGAAUGAAAUGUAUUGUUUGGUUGUGACUGUUCAGUCCCAUGAAAAGACCCAGAUCAGAGAUGUGAAGCUCACUGCUGGCUUAAAACCAGGACAGGAUGCCAAUUUAACUCAGAAAACUCACGUGACUCUUCAUGGAGCAGAGCUGUGUGAUGACUCUCACCCUGCUUUACUCACUGACGUUCCUGUUGGAGAGUUACACCCAGGGGAACAGCUGGAAAAAAUGUUGUAUGUUCGCUGUGGAACAGUGGGUUCAAGGAUGUUUCUGGUCUUUGUUUCUUACCUGAUCAAUACAACUGUUGAAGACAAAGAGAUUGUUUGCAGGUGUCACAAGGAUGAAACUGUAACAAUAGAAACCGUCUUUCCAUUUGAUGUUGCAGUUAAAUUUGUUUCUACAAAGUUUGAGCACCUAGAAAGGGUCUAUGCUGACAUCCCCUUUCUGUUGAUGACAGACAUUUUAAGUGCCUCUCCUUGGGCCCUCACUAUUGUGUCCAGUGAGCUGCAGCUUGCUCCUUCUAUGACCCCAGUGGAUCAGCUAGAGUCCCAGGUGAACAGAGUUGUCUUGCAGACCGGAGAGAGUGCCAGUGAAUGCUUUUGUCUUCAGUGCCCAUCUCUCGGAAAUGUUGAAGGUGGAGUUGCAACUGGGCGUUAUAUUAUCUCCUGGAAGAGAACUUCAGCCAUGGGAAACACCCCUGUCAUAAGUACCGUUAUCAUUCUGCCGCACGUGAUCGUAGAAAACAUCCCUCUCCAUGUGAACGCAGACCUGCCUUCAUUCGGGCGUGUCAGAGAGUCAUUGCCUGUCAGGUACCACCUGCAGAACAAGACAAGCUUAGUGCAGGACGUGGAAAUUUCUGUGGAACCCAGCGAUGCCUUCAUGUUCUCAGGGCUUAAACAGAUUCGCUUACGUAUCCUACCUGGCACUGAACAGGAAAUGUUAUAUAAUUUCUAUCCUCUAAUGGCCGGAUACCAGCAGCUGCCAUCUCUCAAUGUCAACUUGCUUAGAUUUCCCAACUUCACUAAUCAACUGCUGAGACGUUUUAUACCUACCAGUAUUUUUGUAAAGCCACAGGGUCGACUCGUGGAUGAGAACUCAAUUGCUGCUGCAUGAUGUUCGAGACUGGCCUUGGCUGUGUGCACAGUUUAUCAGGACUAUAUAGGUUUUUCAUUGUGAACUGUAGCUCUGAUCAUGGUAAAAAGUUAAUCUUUUCUAUUUUUUAGUGAAUAUUAUACCAGCUGUUCAAAGGAACUCAUGCUUAAAAUAUUAGGAAAAUAUCCUCUCUUAUAUUUUCACUAAUAAAUAUUUGAAAUCUGUCAGUGCUAUAAGGAGUAUCAGUCCAUUGUUAUUAUUGAAAGUCAUUUUAUGAAUAGUAAAUUCUUUAAAAAGUAAGUGAUUUGCAUGUACAAUAUCAGAGGAGAAAAAUUAAGCUUCCCAGAAAUGACUGGACAAGCAGAGGAAAAUGCACCAAAUUUGCCCCAGUAAGAUUCUGAGUCCCCUGUGAGAGUCUCUUCUUAGAGGUAGCUAAACUGGAAAUAUAUCCAUCCUCGUAGAUAUAAGGUGUGCUCAAAAUAUAUACAGAACGUUUUGUAAACAGUUGUAGGACUGUUACAGAAAGCUUUGAGCAAAGCAAUGUAAGUUGUCUAACACAACUUACCACCACAGCACGUCGGAUGGUUCAGCUCACAGCCAAGAUGCACAUCGUGGAGCAGUUCAUAUGUGUGUUAACAAAAUCCUAAUCUCAAAAGAUCUAAACUACAGGGAUCUAAUUAUGAGCAGAAUUUUCUAAACUAAAAGUUUUUGAAAAAGGUACGUGGUCUAAAUAAGAGCUUUUAGUUGUGAUGUGCAGUUUCAAAGAAAAACUUUAAAAUUCUUAAUUCAUGUAAAUAAAAUCAUAUUUUGAAAUUUUUCUUUGUUAAUACCUUAAUAAUUUAAAAGCACCUGGAAAUUUUUAUUAUUUAAAGUGCAGGAGUUGUAAAAAGGAAAUAAGUGAUGUAAAUAAAUAUAUUCUCUUUCAUAUUUGCUGGUGUAUACCUUUUAUUUGAGAUUUUUGAUUCCAGCUUCAUGAAAUGUUUUAUAAUUGAGAACAUCAUUUCAUGAGGUAUAAUGGAGAGCAUUCAUUCCAUUCCCGCCCUGAAUAUCAGAGACCUAUGCUUACACAUAUAUAUGUGUACCUAGCACACACAUGUACACAUGCACACAUACAUAUAACCACAGCAGCAACAAAACUGAAAGCAGGGAAUGCUCUCCAGGAUUGGAAGUUGGGAGAUCUGUGUUCUAGAAAGGCUGUACUCACUUCCAGGGGUCUGUAGACAAUGGAAGAGGCUGUCUUGGGAGGAGGUGAGAUCCCCGUGAUCACAGCUGCUCAGGUGACGCCACAGGAGCAUGACUCGGGAGUCAGAUUGCUUGGACUGAAUCCCAGCUCUGCUGCUUGCUAGCUAGGUGGCUGUUCAAGUUACUUACCCUCUAUGUAUCUCAGUUUUCUUAUCUUUAAGAUGUAGAUGAUAAUAAAUACCUGUCUCAUGAGCUUGUUAUGCAGAUUAUGUAAAUUAAUACAUGAGAAGAAGGUGGAACACUGCCUGACCCAAAGUUAUUGCUCAACCAGGGUCAUCUAUUUGUCAUUGCUUUUUAUGGGAAGACGGAAGAGGAUCUCUCU